AUGGCGAGACAAAGGUUUAAAAAGUUCAGCAAGUUGGAACUGAUUCUCAUUGUCCUGCUGCUUGUGUUGUUCAUCGUCGCUGUGGUUCUGAUCGUGCUCUUAGCCACUUCCACACAAUCAAAUGAUCCUGACACAACUGCCACUCCCGAUCCUACAACCACAAGAACCACUCUUAACCCGCCCAGUUGCCCAGUGCUAAGUGAACUGGAACGGAUAAGUUGCAUACCUGACAAGUUACCUGAUAAGGACACGUGUGACCAGCGUGGCUGCUGCUGGGAUCCUCAGGGAGCCGCUAAUGUUUCUUGCUACUAUUCCAGGAAUCAUGGCUACCAAAUGGAGAGUGAUCCUGUGUUUACAAAUGCAGGAUUCACAGCCCAGUUGAAAAACUUGCCUUCUGCACCCCUGUUUGGAAAUGACAUUGAAAACGUCCUGCUCACAGUCGAGUACCAGACAUCGAACCGCCUCCACUUCAAGUUGACUGACCUAACCAAAGGAAGGUAUGAAGUGCCUCAUGAGCAUGUGCAGCCCUUCAGUGGAAAUGCUGCUCCUUCCUUGAACUACCAAGUUGAGGUCUCUAAACAGCCAUUUGGCAUCAAAGUCACCAGAAAAAGCAAUAACCGUGUGCUGUUUGACUCAAGUAUUGGACCCCUCCUCUUCUCCGACCAGUUCCUGCAGCUCUCUACCCGACUGCCAAGUGCUAACGUAUAUGGCCUGGGUGAACACGUGCACCAGCAGUACCGGCAUGACAUGAAUUGGAAGACCUGGUCCUUGUUUUCCAGGGACACAACUCCCAAUGAUGAAGGAAAUAACUUGUAUGGCGUACAGACAUUCUUCCUGUGCCUUGAAGAUAGUAGUGGAUUAUCCUUUGGGGUGUUUCUGAUGAACAGCAAUGCCAUGGAGGUUACCCUUCAGCCUACUCCAGCAAUCACAUACCGCCCCAUUGGGGGGAUUCUGGACUUCUAUGUCUUCUUGGGGAACACACCUGAGGAAGUUGUUCAAGAAUAUCUAGAGCUCAUCGGGCGGCCAACUCUGCCUUCAUACUGGGCACUUGGGUUUCAGCUCAGCCGGUAUGAUUAUGGAACCCUAGACAAUAUGAAGAAAGUUGUGGAUCGAAACCGUGCAGCACAGCUCCCAUAUGAUGUUCAGCAUGCUGACAUUGAUUAUAUGGAUCAGAGGAAGGACUUCACUUACGACCCAGUGAAUUUUAAAGGCUUCCCAGAGUUUGUUAAGGAGCUACACAACAAUGGGCAGAAACUUAUUAUCAUUUUGGAUCCAGCCAUUUCUAACAACUCUCUCCCAAGUGAUCCCUAUGGUCCAUAUGACAGAGGUUCAGCAAUGAAAAUCUGGGUGAAUAGUUCUGACGGUGUAAAUGCACUCAUUGGAGAGGUCUGGCCUGGAACAACUGUCUUUCCUGAUUACACCAAUCCCGAGUGUGCUGUUUGGUGGGCAAGAGAACUUGAGCUUUUCCACAAGGAUGUGGAGUUUGAUGGCAUUUGGAUUGAUAUGAAUGAAGUCUCCAACUUUGUUGAUGGCUCAGUUUCAGGAUGUUCCACAAACAACCUCAAUUAUCCCCCAUUCACACCAAAGAUCCUGGAUGGGCACUUGUUCUCUAAGACUCUCUGCAUGGAUGCAAUUCAACAUUGGGGCAAGCAGUAUGAUGUUCACAAUCUGUAUGGCUACUCCAUGGCCAUUGCCACAGCAGAAGCCGUGAAGACGGUGUUCCCAGACAAGAGAAGCUUCAUCAUAACACGUUCUACCUUUGCGGGAUCUGGCAAGUUCGCAUCCCACUGGUUAGGAGACAAUGCUGCCACCUGGAAGGACCUCCAGUGGUCCAUUCCAGGCAUGCUUGAGUUCAACCUUUUUGGUAUCCCAAUGGUAGGGGCCGAUAUAUGUGGCUUUGCCCUGGACACAUCUGAGGAGCUCUGCAGGCGGUGGAUGCAGCUGGGGGCUUUUUAUCCAUUUUCCCGGAAUCACAAUGGCCAAGGCUACAAGGACCAGGAUCCUGCCUCUUUUGGAGCUGAUUCCUUGCUGUUGAAUUCAUCUAGGCACUACCUUAACAUCCGAUACACUCUGCUGCCUUACCUCUACACUCUUUUAUACCAUGCCCACAGCCGGGGAGACACGGUGGCUAGGCCCCUUCUGCACGAGUUCUAUGAGGACAUCAAUACUUGGGACAUAAACCGGCAGUUUCUGUGGGGACCAGGACUCCUCAUCACUCCUGUUCUGGAUGAGGGUACAGAGAAAGUGAAGGCAUAUGUGCCUGAUGCCAUCUGGUAUGACUAUGAGACCGGGGGGCAAUUGACAUGGAGAAAGCAAAGCAUUGAGAUGGAACUUCCUGGAGAUAAAAUUGGACUUCACCUUCGAGGAGGCUACAUCUUCCCCACACAACAGCCAGGCACAACCACCACAGCCAGCCGGAAGAACCCUCUUGGUCUUAUUAUUGCUCUGGAUGAAAAUAAAGAAGCAAGAGGAGAGCUGUUCUGGGAUGAUGGGGAGACAAAGGAUACUGUGGCCAAGAACAUUUACCUAUUCAGUGAAUUUUCUGUCACCCAAAACCAUUUGAAUGUGACCAUUUCAAGUCCAAACUACAAGGAUCCCAAUAACUUGACAUUCCAGGAAAUUAAAAUCCUUGGGACAGAGGCAAUUUUCAACGUUAGAGUGAAACAGAAUGGUGUCCUUAGUCAGAUGUCUCCUCAAAUCACUUAUAAUUCAAACCUGAAGGUGGCCACCAUCACAGAUAUCCAUCUCGUGCUGGGAGAAGCAUACACAGUCGAGUGGAACAUCAUGAUGGACCAGGAGAAGAUAGACUGCUACCCAGAUGAGGAUGGUGCAACUGAGGCUAAAUGCACUGCCCGUGGCUGCAUCUGGGAGGAAUCCAGCUCUUCUGGGGUCCCUUACUGCUACUUUGCCAAUGAGCUGUACUCAGUCAGCAAUGUUCAGAAUCACCCGAAUGAGGCCACAGCCGACAUCUCCUUGAAGCCUUCUCCUUAUAGCAAUGCCUUCCCCUCUACACCCGUGAAUCAACUGCAGCUCCGAGUCAUCUACCACAAGAAUGAAAUGCUGCAGUUCAAGAUCUAUGAUGCCAAUCACAGUCGAUAUGAAGUCCCAGUGCCUCUGAACAUCCCCACUGCUCCAUCCAGCACCCCUGAAGGCCGUCUCUAUGAUGUCCUCAUCAAGGAGAAUCCAUUUGGGAUUGAAAUUCGCAGGAAGAGUACAGGCACUGUAAUCUGGGACUCUCAGCUCCUGGGCUUCACCUUCAAUGACAUGUUCAUCCGCAUCUCCACCCGCCUGCCCUCCACAUACAUCUAUGGCUUUGGGGAAACUGAGCACACAACCUUCCAGAUAGACUUGAACUGGCACACGUGGGGCAUGUUUUCCAGGGACCAGCCCCCGGGGUACAAGAAGAAUUCCUAUGGUGUCCACCCUUACUACAUGGGUCUAGAGGAGGAUGGCAAUGCCCAUGGAGUCCUCCUGAUGAACAGCAAUGCCAUGGAUGUGACAUUCCAGCCCCUGCCUGCCCUCACAUACAGGACCACAGGGGGCAUUUUAGACUUCUAUGUGUUCUUGGGCCCAACUCCAGAGCUUGUCACUCAGCAAUACACAGAGUUGAUAGGUCGGCCUGUGAUGGUACCUUACUGGUCCCUGGGAUUCCAGCUGUGUCGCUAUGGAUAUGAGAAUGAUACCGAGAUCGCCAACUUGUAUGAUGAGAUGGUGGCUAAGCAGAUCCCCUAUGACGUGCAGUACUCAGACAUCGACUACAUGGAGAGACAGCUGGACUUCACCCUCAGCCCCAAAUUCUCUGGGUUUCCAGCCCUGAUCAAUCGCAUGAAGGACAAUGGGAUGCGGGUCAUCCUCAUUCUGGACCCAGCCAUUUCCGGCAAUGAGACACAGCCCUAUCCUGCCUUCACCCGGGGUGUGGAGAACAAUGUCUUCAUCAGAUAUCCCAAUAAUGGAGACAUUGUGUGGGGAAAGGUCUGGCCUGAUUACCCUGAUAUUGUGGUGGAUCCCUCUCUAGACUGGGACAGUCAAGUGGAGCAAUACCGAGCUUAUGUGGCCUUCCCAGACUUUUUCCGUGAUUCAACUGCCACAUGGUGGAAGAAGGAGAUUCAAGAACUCUACACGAACCCACAGGAACCAGGGAAGAGCUUGAAGUUUGAUGGCCUGUGGAUUGAUAUGAAUGAACCUUCCAGCUUUGUGAAUGGGGCAGUUCCUUCCGGCUGCAGUGAUUCUACUCUGAACCGCCCACCCUAUAUGCCUUAUUUGGAAGCCAGGGACAGGGGCUUGAGCAGCAAGACACUGUGCAUGGAGAGUGAGCAGAUUCUUCCAGAUGGCACCCCAUUACGGCACUAUGAUGUGCACAGCCUGUAUGGGUGGUCCCAGACCAGACCCACCUAUGAAGCUGUGCAGGAGGUGACAGGAGAGAGAGGGGUCGUCAUCACCCGCUCCACAUUCCCCUCUUCUGGACGCUGGGCAGGACACUGGCUGGGAGACAACACAGCUGCCUGGGACCAGCUGGGGAAAUCCAUUAUUGGCAUGAUGGAGUUCAGUCUCUUUGGCAUCUCCUAUACCGGGUCAGACAUCUGUGGGUUCUUUCAAGAUGCUGAGUAUGAGAUGUGUGUGCGCUGGAUGCAGCUGGGCGCAUUUUACCCCUUCUCCAGGAAUCACAACACCAUUGGGACGAGGAGACAAGACCCUGUGUCCUGGGAUGAAACCUUUGAGAAUAUUUCCAGAAGUGUGCUAGAGACCAGAUACACCCUGUUGCCGUAUCUCUACACCUUGAUGUACAAGGCCCACAUGGAGGGCAGCACAGUUGUGCGGCCUCUACUCCAUGAGUUUCUGUCAGACCGGGAGACAUGGAAUAUAGACAGACAGUUCCUGCUGGGUCCAGCCUUCCUGGUCAGCCCUGUGCUGGAGCCUAAUACCAGAAAUGUCAGUGCCUAUUUCCCUAAAGCCCACUGGUAUGACUACUACACGGGUGCAGACAUUAAUUCAACAGGAGAGUGGAAGCUCUUGCCAGCCCCUCUUGAACACAUCAAUCUUCAUAUCCGUGGAGGUUACAUCUUGCCAUGGCAACAACAUGCUCUGAACACACACUUGAGCCGGAAGAACCCUCUCGGUCUGCUCAUUGCCCUGGACGAGAACAAAGAAGCAAGAGGAGAGCUGUUCUGGGAUGAUGGGCAGUCAAAGGAUACUGUGACCACAAACUCUUACCUAUUCAGUGAAUUUUCUGUCACCCAAAAUCAUUUGAAUGUGAUCAUUUCAAGUCCAAACUACAAGGAUCCCAAUAACUUGGCAUUCCAGGAAAUUAAAAUCCUUGGGACAGAGGCAAUUUACAAUGUAAUAGUGAAACAGAAUGGUGUCCUUAGUCAAAUGUCUCCUCAAAUCACUUACAAUUCAAACCUGAAGGUGGCCACCAUCACGGAUAUCCAUCUUGUGCUGGGAGAAGCAUAUACAGUUGAGUGGAACAUCAUGAUGGACCAGGAGAAGAUAGACUGCUACCCAGAUGAGGAUGGUGCGACUGAGGCUAAAUGCACUGCCCGUGGCUGCAUCUGGGAGGAAUCCAGCUCUUCUGGGGUCCCUUAUUGCUACUUUGCCAAUGAGCUGUACUCAGUCAACAAUGUUCAGAAUCACCCGAAUGAGGCCACAGCCGACAUCUCCUUGAAGCCUUCUCCUUAUAGCAAUGCCUUCCCCUCUACACCUGUGAAUCAACUGCAGCUCCGAGUCAUCUACCACAAGAAUGAAAUGCUGCAGUUCAAGAUCUAUGAUCCCAACAACAGUCGGUAUGAAGUCCCAGUGCCUCUGAACAUCCCCACUGCUCCAUCCAGCACCCCUGAAGGCCGUCUCUAUGAUGUCCUCAUCAAACAGAAUCCAUUUGGAAUUGAAAUUCGCAGGAAGAGUACAGGCACUGUAAUCUGGGACUCUCAGCUCCUGGGCUUCACCUUCAAUGACAUGUUCAUCCGCAUCUCCACCCGCCUGCCCUCCACAUACAUCUAUGGCUUUGGGGAAACUGAGCAUACAACCUUCAAGAUAGACUUGAACUGGCACACGUGGGGCAUGUUUUCCAGGGACCAGCCCCCGGGGUACAAGAAGAAUUCCUAUGGUGUCCACCCUUACUACAUGGGUCUAGAGGAGGAUGGCAAUGCCCAUGGAGUCCUCCUGAUGAACAGCAAUGCCAUGGAUGUGACAUUCCAGCCCCUGCCUGCCCUCACAUACAGGACCACAGGGGGCAUUCUGGACUUCUUUGUGUUCUUGGGCCCAACUCCAGAGCUUGUCACUCAGCAAUACACAGAGUUGAUAGGUCGGCCUGUGAUGGUACCUUACUGGUCCCUGGGAUUCCAGCUGUGUCGCUAUGGAUAUGAGAAUGAUAUUGAGAUCGCCAACUUGUAUGAUGAGAUGGUGGCUAAGCAGAUCCCCUAUGACGUGCAGUACUCAGACAUCGACUACAUGGAGAGGCAGCUGGACUUCACCCUCAGCCCCAAGUUCUCUGGGUUUCCAGCCCUGAUCAAUCGCAUGAAGGGCAAUGGGAUGCGGGUCAUCCUCAUUCUGGACCCAGCCAUUUCCGGCAAUGAGACACAGCCCUAUCCUGCCUUCACCCGGGGUGUGGAGAAUGAUGUCUUCAUCAGAUAUCCCAAUAAUGGAGACAUUGUGUGGGGAAAGGUCUGGCCUGAUUACCCUGAUAUUGUUGUGGACCCCUCUCUAGACUGGGACAGUCAAGUGGAGCAAUACCGAGCUUAUGUGGCCUUCCCAGACUUUUUCCGUGAUUCAACUGCCACAUGGUGGAAAAAGGAAAUUCAAGAACUCUACACGAACCCAGAGGCACCAGACAAAAGCUUGAAGUUUGAUGGCCUGUGGAUUGAUAUGAAUGAACCUUCCAGCUUUGUGAAUGGGGCAGUUCCUUCGGGCUGCAGUGAUGCUACUCUGAACCGUCCACCCUACAUGCCACAUUUGGAAGCCAGGGACAGGGGUCUGAGCAGCAAGACCCUGUGCAUGGAGAGUGAGCAGAUGCUUCCAGGUGGCUCCCGGUUGCGGCACUAUGAUGUGCACAGCCUUUAUGGGUGGUCCCAGACCAGACCCACCUACGAAGCUGUGCAGGAGGUAACAGGAGAGAGAGGGGUCGUCAUCACCCGCUCCACAUUCCCCUCUUCUGGACGCUGGGCAGGACACUGGCUGGGAGACAACACAGCUGCCUGGGACCAGCUGGGGAAAUCCAUUAUUGGCAUGAUGGAGUUCAGUCUCUUUGGCAUCUCCUAUACCGGGUCAGACAUCUGUGGGUUCUUUCAAGAUGCUGAGUAUGAGAUGUGUGUGCGCUGGAUGCAGCUGGGCGCAUUUUACCCCUUCUCCAGGAACCACAACACCAUUGGGACGAGGAGACAAGACCCUGUGUCCUGGGAUGAAACCUUUGAGAAUAUUUCCAGAAGUGUGCUAGAGACCAGAUACACCCUGUUGCCGUAUCUCUACACCUUGAUGUACAAGGCCCACACGGAGGGCUGGACAGUUGUGAGGCCUCUUCUCCAUGAGUUUCUGUCAGACCGGGAGACAUGGAAUAUAGACAGACAGUUCCUGCUGGGUCCAGCCUUCCUGGUCAGCCCUGUGCUGGAGCCUAAUGCCAGAAAUGUCAAUGCCUAUUUCCCUAAAGCCCACUGGUAUGACUAUUACACGGGUGCAGACAUUAAUUCAACAGGAGAGUGGAAGCUCUUGCCAGCCCCUCUUGAACACAUCAAUCUUCAUAUCCGUGGAGGUUACAUCUUGCCAUGGCAACAACAUGCUCUGAACACACACUUGAGCCGGAAGAACCCUCUCGGUCUGCUCAUUGCCCUGGAUGAGAACAAAGAGGCAAGAGGAGAACUGUUCUGGGAUGAUGGGCAGUCAAAGGAUACUGUGACCAUGAACUCUUACCUAUUCAGUGAAUUUUCUGUCACCCAAAACCAUUUAAAUGUAACCAUUUCAAGUCCAAACUACAAGGAUCCCAAUAACUUGGCAUUCCAGGAAAUUAAAAUCUUUGGGAUAGAGGAAAUUGCCAAUGCUAGAGUGAAACAGAAUGGUGUUCUUAGUCAAAUGUCUCCUCAAAUCACUUACAAUUCAAGUCUGAAGGUGGCCACCAUCACAGAUAUCCAUCUCAUGCUGGGAGAAGCAUACACAGUCGAGUGGGACAAUGUGAGGGAUCUGGAGAAGAUAGACUGCUACCCAGAUAAGGAUGGUGCAACUGAGGCUAAAUGCACUGCCCGGGGCUGCAUCUGGGAGGAAUCCAGCACUUCUGGGGUCCCUUAUUGCUACAUUGCCAAUGAGCUGUACACAGUCAGCAAUGUUCAGAAUCAUCCAAAUGAGGCCACAGCCGACAUCUCCUUGAAGCCUUCUCCUUAUAGCAAUGCCUUCCCCUCUACACCCGUGAAUCAACUGCAGCUUCGAGUCAUCUACCACAAGAAUGAAAUGCUGCAGUUCAAGAUCUAUGAUCCCAACCACAGUCGGUAUGAAGUCCCAGUACCUCUGAACAUCCCCACUGCUCCAUCCAGCACCCCUGAAGGCCGUCUCUAUGAUGUCCUUAUCAAGGAGAAUCCAUUUGGGAUUGAAAUUCGCAGGAAGAGUACAGGCACUGUAAUCUGGGACUCUCAGCUUCUUGGCUUCACCUUCAAUGACAUGUUCAUCCGCAUCUCCACCCGCCUGCCCUCCACAUACAUCUAUGGCUUUGGGGAAACUGAGCACACAACCUUCAAGAUAGACUUGAACUGGCACACGUGGGGCAUGUUUUCCAGGGACCAGCCCCCGGGGUACAAGAAGAAUUCCUAUGGUGUCCACCCUUACUACAUGGGUCUAGAGGAGGAUGGCAAUGCCCAUGGAGUCCUCCUGAUGAACAGCAAUGCCAUGGAUGUGACAUUCCAGCCCCUGCCUGCCCUAACGUACAGAACCACAGGGGGCAUUCUGGACUUCUAUGUGUUCUUGGGCCCAACUCCAGAGCUUGUCACUCAGCAAUACACAGAGUUGAUAGGUCGGCCUGUGAUGGUACCUUACUGGUCCCUGGGAUUCCAGCUGUGUCGCUAUGGAUAUGAGAAUGAUACCGAGAUCGCCAACUUGUAUGAUGAGAUGGUGGCUAAGCAGAUCCCCUAUGACGUGCAGUACUCAGACAUCGACUACAUGGAGAGGCAGCUGGACUUCACCCUCAGCCCCAAGUUCUCUGGGUUUCCAGCCCUGAUCAAUCGCAUGAAGGGCAAUGGGAUGCGGGUCAUCCUCAUUCUGGACCCAGCCAUUUCCGGCAAUGAGACACAGCCCUAUCCUGCCUUCACCCGGGGUGUGGAGAACAAUGUCUUCAUCAGAUAUCCCAAUAAUGGAGACAUUGUCUGGGGAAAGGUCUGGCCUGAUUACCCUGAUAUUGUUGUGGACCCCUCUCUAGACUGGGACAGUCAAGUGGAGCUAUACCGAGCUUAUGUGGCCUUCCCAGACUUUUUCCGUGAUUCAACUGCCACAUGGUGGAAAAAGGAGAUUCAAGAACUCUACACGAACCCAGAGGCACCAGAGAAGAGCUUGAAGUUUGAUGGCCUGUGGAUUGAUAUGAAUGAACCUUCCAGCUUUGUGAAUGGGGCAGUUCCUUCGGGCUGCAGUGAUGCUACUCUGAACCGUCCACCCUACAUGCCACAUUUGGAAGCCAGGGACAGGGGUCUGAGCAGCAAGACCCUGUGCAUGGAGGGUGAGCAGAUGCUUCCAGAUGGCUCCCGGUUGCGGCACUAUGAUGUGCACAGCCUUUAUGGGUGGUCCCAGACCAGACCCACCUAUGAAGCUGUGCAGCAGGUGACAGGAGAGAGAGGGGUCGUCAUCACUCGCUCCACAUUCCCCUCUUCUGGACGCUGGGCAGGACACUGGCUGGGAGACAACACAGCUGCCUGGGACCAGCUGGGGAAAUCCAUUAUUGGCAUGAUGGAGUUCAGUCUCUUUGGCAUCUCCUAUACCGGGUCAGACAUCUGUGGGUUCUUUCAAGAUGCUGAGUAUGAGAUGUGUGUGCGCUGGAUGCAGCUGGGUGCAUUUUACCCCUUCUCCAGGAACCACAACACCAUUGGGACGAGGAGACAAGACCCUGUGUCCUGGGAUGAAACCUUUGAGAAUAUUUCCAGAAGUGUGCUAGAGACCAGAUACACCCUGUUGCCGUAUCUCUACACCUUGAUGUACAAGGCCCACAUGGAGGGCAGCACAGUUGUGCGGCCUCUACUCCAUGAGUUUGUGGCAGACCGUGAGACCUGGAAUAUAGACAAACAGUUCCUCCUGGGUCCAGCCUUCCUGGUCAGCCCUGUGCUGGAGCCUGAUGCUCGAAACGUCAGCGCAUAUUUCCCCACAGCCCUCUGGUAUGACUACUAUACGGGUGCAGAUAUCAAUUCGACAGGAGAGUGGAAGACCUUACCAGCCCCUCUUGAGCACAUCAAUCUUCAUGUCCGUGGGGGCUACAUCCUGCCGUGGCAACGACCCGCCCUGAACACUCACUUAAGCCGGAAGAACCCUCUCGGUCUGCUCAUUGCCCUGGACGAGAACAAAGAAGCAAGAGGAGAGCUGUUCUGGGAUGAUGGGCAGUCAAAGGAUCUCACAACCAAUAAUGUUCUAUGUCAAUUUUCAGUCACUCAAAACCGCUUGGACGUGAGUGCUGUAGGAUCAACCUACACAAAUCCUGAUAAUUUAGCAUUUCAGGAGAUUAAAAUUUUUGGAACACGGGCACUUUACAAUGUUACAGUGAAACACAAUGGUGUCAUAAGUCAGAUGUCUCCUCAAGUCACCUAUGAUCCUAACAUGAAGGUUGCAAUUAUUACGGGUAUCCAACUUCUCCUGAAAGAAUCCUAUACAGUGGAGUGGGAUGACAGCAUAAGGGACGAGGAAAAGAUAGACUGCUAUCCAGAUCAGGAUGCAGCUUCUGAAGCAAGCUGCACUGCCCGAGGCUGCAUCUGGGAGGAAUCCAGCUCUUCUGGGGUCCCUUAUUGCUACUUUGUCAAUGAGCUGUACUCAGUCAGCAAUGUUCAGUAUUACUCAAAUGUGGCCACAGCCGACAUCUCCUUGAAGCCUUCUCCUUAUAGCAAUGCCUUCCCCUCUACACCCGUGAAUCAACUGCAGCUCCGAGUGAUCUACCACAAGAAUGAAAUGCUGCAGUUCAAGAUCUACGAUCCCAACCACAGUCGGUAUGAAGUCCCAGUGCCUCUGAACAUCCCCGAUGAUCCAAUCAGCACCCGUGACGACCGUCUCUAUGAUGUCCUCAUCAAGGAGAAUCCAUUUGGGGUUGAAAUUCGCAGGAAGAGUACAGGCACUGUAAUCUGGGACUCUCAGCUCCUGGGCUUCACCUUCAAUGACAUGUUCAUCCGCAUCUCCACCCGCCUGCCCUCCACAUACAUCUAUGGCUUUGGGGAAACUGAGCACACAACCUUCAAGAUAGACUUGAACUGGCACACGUGGGGCAUGUUUUCCAGGGACCAGCCCCCGGGGUACAAGAAGAAUUCCUAUGGUGUCCACCCUUACUACAUGGGUCUAGAGGAGGAUGGCAAUGCCCAUGGAGUCCUCCUGAUGAACAGCAAUGCCAUGGAUGUGACAUUCCAGCCCCUGCCUGCCCUAACAUACAGGACCACAGGGGGCAUUCUGGACUUCUUUGUGUUCUUGGGCCCAACUCCAGAGCUUGUCACUCAGCAAUACACAGAGUUGAUAGGUCGGCCUGUGAUGGUACCUUACUGGUCCCUGGGAUUCCAGCUGUGUCGCUAUGGAUAUGAGAAUGAUACUGAGAUCGCCAACUUGUAUGAUGAGAUGGUGGCUAAGCAGAUUCCCUAUGACGUGCAGUACUCAGACAUCGACUACAUGGAGAGGCAGCUGGACUUCACCCUCAGCCCCAAGUUCUCUGGGUUUCCAGCCCUGAUCAAUCGCAUGAAGGGCAAUGGGAUGCGGGUCAUCCUCAUUCUGGACCCAGCCAUUUCCGGCAAUGAGACACAGCCCUAUCCUGCCUUCACCCGGGGUGUGGAGAACAAUGUCUUCAUCAGAUAUCCCAAUAAUGGAGACAUUGUCUGGGGAAAGGUCUGGCCUGAUUACCCUGACAUCGUUGUGGAUCCCGAUCUAGACUGGGACAGUCAAGUGGAGCAAUAUCGAGCUUAUGUGGCCUUCCCAGACUUUUUCCGUAAUUCCACUGCCACAUGGUGGAAGAGGGAAAUUGAAGAACUCUACACCAACCCACAGAAUCCAAAUAAGAGCUUGAAGUUUGAUGGCCUAUGGAUUGAUAUGAAUGAACCUUCCAGCUUUGUGAAUGGGGCAGUUCCUUCUGGCUGCAGCGAUGCUACUCUGAACCGUCCACCCUACAUGCCACAUUUGGAAGCCAGGGACAGAGGCCUGAGCAGCAAGACACUGUGCAUGGAGAGUGAGCAGAUUCUUCCAGAUGACUCUCGAGUGCGGCAUUAUGACGUACACAGCCUGUAUGGGUGGUCCCAGACCAGACCCACCUACGAAGCUGUGCAGGAGGUGACAGGAGAGAGAGGGGUCGUCAUCACCCGCUCCACAUUCCCCUCUUCUGGACGCUGGGCAGGACACUGGCUGGGAGACAACACAGCUGCCUGGGACCAGCUGGGGAAAUCCAUCAUUGGCAUGAUGGAGUUCAGUCUCUUUGGCAUCUCCUAUACCGGGUCAGACAUCUGUGGGUUCUUUCAAGAUGCUGAGUAUGAGAUGUGUGUGCGCUGGAUGCAGCUGGGUGCAUUUUACCCCUUCUCCAGGAACCACAACACCAUUGGGACGAGGAGACAAGACCCUGUGUCCUGGGAUGAAACCUUUGAGAAUAUUUCCAGAAGUGUGCUAGAGACCAGAUACACCCUGUUGCCAUAUCUCUACACCUUGAUGUACAAGGCCCACACGGAGGGCAGCACAGUUGUACGGCCUCUUCUCCAUGAGUUUGUGUCAGACCAUGAGACCUGGAAUAUAGACAAACAGUUCCUGUUGGGUCCAGCCUUCCUGGUCAGCCCUGUACUAGAGCCUAAUGCCAGAACUGUAGAUGCAUAUUUUCCCAGAGCCCGCUGGUAUGACUACUACACGGGUGUAGAUAUUAAUGCAAGGGGACAAUGGAAGAACUUGCAAGCCCCUCUUGAACACAUUAAUCUUCAUGUCCGUGGGGGCUAUAUCCUGCCCUGGCAGGAACCUGCCAUGAAUACCCGUUUGAGCCGUGAGAAGUUCAUGGGCCUCAAGGUUGCCUUGAAUGAUGAAGGACUUGCUGAGGGCUGGCUCUUCUGGGAUGAUGGGAAAAGCAUCAAUAUCACAGAACGAUCCUACUUGGCCAGCUUUUCUGUUAGCCAGAAUACAUUGCAGACACAUGUUAUUCUUAAUAAUUACAUCACUGGUACAGCACCUUUGUACCUAGGCUACAUUGAAAUCUGGGGAUUGGGCAGUGUUUCCAUUACCAAUGUGAACAUCACUGGAAACAACUUGAAUGAACCAGUCCCCUAUGACUACAAUGCCGCAACUCAGGUAUUGAAAGUUGAUGUGACUGACAAAAGAAUCAGCCUGCAUCGUUUCCAGUCACUGACAUGGAACUCUUCAUAA
Molecule: messenger RNA, 13530 nt
Organism: Peromyscus eremicus (cactus mouse)
Lineage: Eukaryota; Metazoa; Chordata; Mammalia; Rodentia; Cricetidae
Gene: Mgam
Product: maltase-glucoamylase
Exons: 116
Coding region: 1-13530 (4509 amino acids)
Biological process (GO): carbohydrate metabolic process
Molecular function (GO): carbohydrate binding; alpha-1,4-glucosidase activity
Source: RefSeq, a predicted model, not a curated record